Dacryopinax primogenitus is the source of this 501-nucleotide messenger RNA. RefSeq lists its product as uncharacterized. The record is from RefSeq and is a predicted model, not a curated record. The coding region runs from base 1 to 501 and encodes 166 amino acids. Lineage: Eukaryota; Fungi; Basidiomycota; Dacrymycetes; Dacrymycetales; Dacrymycetaceae. The transcript is spliced from 5 exons.
AUGGCUCAGUGCCUCAAGUUGCUGUUCUGCACCCUUUUUAGAUGGAUGGACCUAUCAACAUGGAGGAUUGAUCUUCUUUUGAUGCUCUUGAAUGGGUUCCAAAAGCAAGAGGAAAGCUGGUUGUGUAAAGCCUUCCCACAGCAAGGCUCCUGGCUCCCAGCAGUCUGGGACAAGGAAGGACCACACAAGCUGAAUGCAAUCAUUCCUAUGACACUCAAGAUGGAGAGCACUGAGGAUCUUGCAGCUGCUCCUCUUGCCAGCAAGACAGAGAGCAAGGGCUCAGGCAUGGGAGAUUGUGGUAGUGAGCUCAGAAAGGAGCAGCUGGCAGAACUGUUCAAUUUGCUGGUUGAGAAAAUGGAGGCUUACAUGUUCCAGCUGAGCCUCGUCCGUGAUGCCUAUGCCCUCCAAGAGUGGGAGAUUGCUAGAGCAAGCAGCAGUAUGGAUCUAUGCCGACCAAUCAUGGUGAUGCAUCAAUUGUGGGCCUACAUGGACAUCAGUUGA